Messenger RNA from Meleagris gallopavo (turkey), 483 nucleotides. RefSeq names its product feather keratin 3-like. NCBI's taxonomy places the organism in Eukaryota, Metazoa, Chordata, Aves, Galliformes, Phasianidae. The record is from RefSeq and is a predicted model, not a curated record. Gene Ontology annotation, cellular component: intermediate filament. Gene Ontology annotation, molecular function: structural constituent of cytoskeleton.
AUGUGCGGUGCUGAGCACGCUGUGAAAAAGAGGGAGGAGAUUGGGCUUUGGCUGCUGAGAGCCACGUGCCCCCCUCACAGUCAGCUCCUCCCCAUGCACCGUCCCCAUAAAAGUGUGGUCCUGGGUGAGCACCACAAUCCAUUACUCUUGCCUGCCUCAGCUUGGGAAAAGGGCUCAUCUCUUCACACCAAGAUGUCUUGCUACGACCUGUGCCCACCAAAAACCAGUGUAGCCGUUCCCCAGCCCAUCGCUGAGAGUUGCAACGAGCUGUGCGCGCGCCAGUGUCCCGACUCAACGGCCUUCAUCCAGCCACCGCCCGUUGUUGUCACCUUCCCCGGCCCCAUCCUCAGCUCCUUCCCCCAGCAAGCCGUGGUGGGCUCCUCCGGAGCACCCGCCUUUGGGGGCUCCCUGGGGCUGGGGGGCCUCUACGGCGCCGGGGCCACUCAGGGCUCGGGGGGCCUCUGCACCUUUGGCAGACCCUAC